Rosa chinensis is the source of this 2013-nucleotide messenger RNA. RefSeq names its product signal recognition particle 54 kDa protein 2. The transcript has 2 exons. Gene Ontology annotation, cellular component: cytosol; signal recognition particle, endoplasmic reticulum targeting. Gene Ontology annotation, molecular function: ATP hydrolysis activity; endoplasmic reticulum signal sequence receptor activity; GTPase activity. The record is from RefSeq and is a predicted model, not a curated record. NCBI's taxonomy places the organism in Eukaryota, Viridiplantae, Streptophyta, Magnoliopsida, Rosales, Rosaceae. The coding region runs from base 174 to 1667 and encodes 497 amino acids. Gene Ontology annotation, biological process: SRP-dependent cotranslational protein targeting to membrane; SRP-dependent cotranslational protein targeting to membrane, translocation.
GACCACCAGAUAUAUGCCAACUUCCUGCCCGAGUCAAUCACUAAGAACGAAGAACAAUCCCCAAUUUCUCAAUUCACCAAAACCCUAACCCUCGUUCUCCCAAUUCUCAAUCGACCCGUUCCCCCCAUCCCAACCCAAACCCAUCUCGAAUCCUUGUUCCCUAAUCAGCCAAGAUGGUGUUAGCGGAAUUAGGAGGGAGCAUCUCCCGUGCUCUCCAGCAGAUGAGCAACGCCACCGUGAUCGACGAGAAGGUCCUGAACGAGUGCCUCAACGAGAUCACACGCGCUCUUCUCCAAUCCGAUGUGCAAUUCAAGCUCGUCCGCGAUAUGCAGACCAAUAUCAAGAAGAUCGUCAAUUUGGAGGAUCUCGCUGCCGGUCACAACAAGCGUAGGAUCAUCCAGAAUGCUAUUUUUAAUGAGCUCUGCAAAAUGCUUGAUCCAGGGAAACCCUCUUUCACUCCGAAGAAAGGAAAACCGAGUGUGGUCAUGUUUGUUGGUUUGCAAGGGUCUGGAAAGACUACAACUUGCACAAAAUAUGCAUAUUAUCAUCAGAAGAAAGGUUGGAAACCUGCCCUGGUGUGCGCUGAUACUUUCCGAGCUGGUGCAUUUGAUCAGUUGAAGCAGAAUGCUACCAAGGCAAAGAUUCCGUUUUAUGGAAGCUAUAUGGAGUCGGACCCUGUCAAAAUUGCGGUGGAAGGAGUGGAGACUUUUAAGAAGGAGAAUUGCGAUCUUAUAAUUGUUGAUACCAGUGGGCGUCACAAACAGGAAGCUGCUCUUUUUGAAGAGAUGCGUCAGGUGGCUGAAGCGACGAAACCAGACCUUGUUGUAUUUGUUAUGGAUAGCAGUAUUGGUCAGGCCGCGUUUGAUCAAGCUCUAGCAUUUAAGCAAAGUGCUGCAGUUGGAGCUGUUAUUGUUACCAAAAUGGAUGGUCAUGCAAAGGGAGGUGGUGCUCUUAGUGCUGUUGCAGCAACAAAGAGUCCUGUUAUAUUUAUUGGAACAGGAGAGCAUAUGGAUGAGUUUGAAGGGUUUGAUGUUAAGGCCUUUGUCAGCCGUCUAUUAGGCAUGGGUGACUGGUCUGGAUUUAUGGACAAGAUUCAGGAAGUUGUUCCUAAACUUGACAACCAGCCAGAGCUUCUGCAAAAGCUUUCAGAAGGGACCUUCACGCUGAGGAUUAUGUAUGAGCAGUUUCAGAACUUGCUUCAAAUGGGCCCACUUAGCCAGCUGACUUCAAUGCUUCCAGGUGCUGAGCUAAUGCCAAAAGGUAAUGAUAAGGAAAGCCAGGCCAAAAUCAAGCGGUACAUGACCAUGAUGGACUCGAUGACAAAUGAAGAGUUGGACAGCACAAAUACAAAAAUCAUUACUGAGUCUCGUAUAGUGCGAAUAGCACGAGGUUCUGGUCGUCUGGUAAGAGAAGUGAUGGAGAUGUUUGAAGAGUACAAGCGCCUUGCUAAAAUAUGGAGCAAAAUGAAAGGAAUUAAGAUUCCUAAGAAGGGUGGUAUCAGUCCACUAAACCAAAACUUUAAUGCACAGCAAAUGAGCAAAGUCCUACCUCCCCAGAUGUUGAAGCAGAUUGGUGGCAUGGGUGGCUUACAGAACUUGAUGAAGCAAAUGGGUUCAAUGGGUUCAGCUAAAGAAAUGAUGGGAAUGCUUGGAGGCGGGGACAAAUAGAUAUUGACGACAAUUAUGGAGAUGAUCGAAUCUCCCUCAAGUUACAGCAGGCCUAUGUGAACCAGAGAGAGCGUCCUGGGACUGAAACGCGCUAUCCUUUUCUUUCUUGAGACAAUUUACAGGCAGCUAUGCUUAAGUUGAUACUGCUAACUUCUUUGCCAAAGAAAAUCUCUAUUGCCAACUAUUAUCCCAGGCAUCUCUCUCGAUUUGAUUUAUUUUAUAUCUUAAAUGGCAGUAGCAUUACUAGUUUUGUUAUAAUGUGUUUUGUAUCAGCUGUAUCAGUUCCCUUUCUUUGUACUUGUUAUUGGCUCCUUUUGGCUUUUGAUUAACUACUCAAAGUUUCGCA